GACAACUCCUAAAUCGGAUUACGAGAUAUCUAAUAGAGAGUAGAGUGGUGGAGUUAAAUUAAGUAGGUGAUGCUGAUGCUCCAUCCAAUCUCGCUGCGUUAUAGUUCAAUCCAUUGUACCUGGACAUCUUCUUCUUCUUCUUCUUCCCAUGAAAUGCUUAGACCCUACUUCCUCAAACCCUUGAUUUUUUCCAAAAACAGCGGCUUAAUUUUGGGUAUUUCUCGAAUUCACGGCGUCGGCUGCGCUUCCAGGAUCUCCUCCGCCGGCAUCAUGGUUUCCCCUCUAUCCACCGCCGCAACUACUCAGCAACAAUCUGUUUCAACUCAGGACGGCUCAUCUGAGAAGAUCGCCGCUCCAAAACCUCCCCAGGUUGCAAAACGCUUGGAGAAGUUCAAAACAACAAUUUUCACACAAAUGAGUAGCCUAGCCAUCAAGCACGGUGCUAUUAAUCUCGGACAGGGCUUUCCGAAUUUCGACGGCCCAGAUUUUGUAAAAGAAGCAGCUAUUCAAGCUAUUAGAGAUGGCAACAACCAAUACGCUCGUGGAUAUGGAGUCCCCGACUUGAACUCAGCUGUGGCUCACCGUUUCAAGAAAGACAGUGGACUUACAGUUGACCCCGAGAAGGAAGUUACUGUCACCUCCGGAUGCACGGAAGCAAUAGCUGCAACCAUUUUAGGUUUAAUAAACCCUGGCGAUGAGGUCAUCGUCUUUGCUCCGUUCUACGAUUCCUACGAAGCUACUCUGUCAAUGGCCGGUGCUAAUAUAAAAUGCGUCACACUGAAACCACCAAAUUUUGCUGUCCCGAUUGAUGAACUGAAAUCCCUUGUCUCGAAAAACACCCGUGCAAUCUUGAUGAACACUCCACAUAACCCCACUGGAAAAAUGUUCACCAGACAAGAACUCGACGAAAUUGCUUCAUUGUGCAUUGAAAACGACGUAUUGGUUUUCUCCGAUGAAGUUUAUGACAAGUUGGCUUUUGAGAUGGAUCAUAUUUCGAUUGCUUCUCUUCCAGGUAUGUACGAGAGGACUGUGACGCUUAAUUCUUUGGGGAAGACAUUCUCGUUGACAGGCUGGAAAAUCGGGUGGGCCAUAGCUCCACCACACCUUACGUGGGGAGUGAGACAGGCGCAUUCUUACCUCACUUUUGCUACUUCCACACCGAUGCAAUACGCUGCGGCGGCUGCUCUAAGAGCUCCCGAUUCUUACUAUGAGGAGCUGAGGAGGGAUUACAACUCGAAAAAGAAUAUUCUCGUGGAGGGAUUGAAGUCGGUGGGUUUCACUGUGUACCCGUCGAGCGGGACCUACUUCGUGGUGGUGGAUCAUACAAAGUUUGGGAUGGAAAAUGACGUGGCGUUUUGCGAGUAUCUGAUCAAGGAAGUCGGGGUGGUGGCAAUUCCGACGAGUGUGUUCUAUUUGAAUCCGGAAGAAGGGAAGAAUCUUGUGAGGUUUACUUUCUGCAAAGAUGAAGGGACUCUUAUUAGCGCUGUUGAGAGGAUGAAGGAAAAGCUUUUGAAGAAAUAAUAAUACCCUCUACUUUCUCUUUUAUUUAUUGUUUCAAUAAGUUUUUGUUCUAAUUGCACUUGACGUCAUCGGAUCUGGGGUUUUAUCUGCUUUUGCCUUUUUUCCUAUUUAAAUUGUUAAGGUGGAUUAAA
Messenger RNA from Erythranthe guttata (spotted monkey flower), 1652 nucleotides. Its product is annotated as Pyridoxal phosphate (PLP)-dependent transferases superfamily protein. Gene Ontology annotation, molecular function: L-kynurenine:2-oxoglutarate transaminase activity; pyridoxal phosphate binding. NCBI's taxonomy places the organism in Eukaryota, Viridiplantae, Streptophyta, Magnoliopsida, Lamiales, Phrymaceae. The record is from RefSeq and is a predicted model, not a curated record. Gene Ontology annotation, biological process: biosynthetic process. Gene Ontology annotation, cellular component: cytoplasm.